Messenger RNA from Chionomys nivalis (European snow vole), 3375 nucleotides. It is a transcript of the gene Btbd2, whose product is annotated as BTB domain containing 2. Bases 658 to 2391 code for a protein of 577 amino acids. The transcript is spliced from 9 exons. Gene Ontology annotation, cellular component: P-body; cytosol. NCBI's taxonomy places the organism in Eukaryota, Metazoa, Chordata, Mammalia, Rodentia, Cricetidae. Gene Ontology annotation, biological process: neurogenesis. The record is from RefSeq and is a predicted model, not a curated record. Gene Ontology annotation, molecular function: protein binding.
CUUUCCUUCCUUCCCUUCCUCCAUCUCUCCCUCCUCCAUAGACCCUACUCUCCCUGUCCACUACUCCUGGGCCUCUCCCAUCUUCCCUUUUCCCUCUGUCCCUCCCCUCCUCCUGUCCCUUCCCCACCCCUCUGGACUCACCUCCUCCCUUCAUUUUUCCUCUCCAGGGUCCCUACCCCGAUAGCCCUGCUCCUCAUCUUCUGGCUCGCUCUAUCCUCUUCUUUCUGCCCCUCCCUCUCCUCCUUUUUCCUCCUUCCUCCAUCCCACCCUCUCUGCUUCUCUUUCUACCCCUCUCCAGUUUAUCUGCCUCUCUUGCCUCCCCCUUUCCACCCCUGCCCUUGCUCCAAUCCGGUGCCUCCUCCUCCUUGGUCCCGCCCUCUUCUCCUAGCUCCGGGCUGUGCUCCUCAUCCAGUCCUUCCUGUUCCCCUCCCAUUUCCUCUUCUCAGCUCUAGUAUCCAUACCCUCUUUCCCUGAAUCCCUUUUCCCUCUGCCCUUCUUUCUCUCCCUCUUGCCCUGGCUCGCUCCAGGCACCUCCUCUUCCUCGUCUGACCCAACUAAGCCCCUCCUCCCUCAUCUCCUCUCUGUCCUCUCAAUAGCUUCUCCCUCCCCACUCUCCUCCCGAUCCAUCCUCCUCCCCCUCCUCCCCUCUGCCUCUGCAUGCCCCACCCCUUUCUAGUCGUGCCCUUGCUCCCUCCUCUCUGUCUGCCCAUUCGCUCCUCCCUCUGCUCCUCGCAGGCCCCGCCCCUCCUCGGACCCGCCCCUCAGCCCUCCCCUUCCCGCACUCCACUCAGGUCCCGCCUCUCGGUGGGCCCGCCCGCAAUGACCACGCCCUCCGCCGCCCCGCCCCCGCGCCGCAGCGACAAGAUGGCGGCAGGCGGCAGCGGGCGCGCGUCGUGCCCGCCGGGGGUCGGGCCUGGCGCUGGCAGCCUGGGGCCUAGCGCCAACGCCGCCGCGGCCCCCGGUAACGCCGCCGCCUGCGCCCCGGGGCCGCCGCCCCCUCCAUCCCCGCCACCCGGGCCCGUGCCGGACGCGCAGGCCGUGGGCGACGAGCGCGACGACGCGGGCCCGGGCGCGCUGCUGCGUGAGCCCGUGUACAACUGGCAGGCCACUAAACCCACGGUGCAGGAGCGCUUCGCCUUCCUCUUCAACAACGAGGUGCUGUGCGACGUGCACUUCCUGGUGGGCAAGGGGCUCAGCUCGCAGCGCGUCCCCGCGCACAGGUUUGUGCUGGCUGUUGGCAGCGCUGUCUUUGACGCUAUGUUCAAUGGCGGGAUGGCUACCACAUCCACUGAGAUUGAGUUGCCCGAUGUGGAGCCCGCUGCAUUCCUGGCACUGCUCAAGUUUCUGUAUUCAGAUGAGGUACAGAUUGGGCCUGAGACGGUGAUGACCACGCUGUACACUGCCAAGAAGUAUGCAGUGCCUGCGCUCGAGGCGCACUGUGUGGAGUUCCUGAAGAAGCACCUGCGGGCUGACAAUGCCUUCAUGCUGCUCACGCAGGCACGGCUCUUCGAUGAGCCCCAGCUGGCCAGCCUGUGUCUGGAGAGCAUCGACAAGAACACGGCCGACGCCAUCGCUGCCGAGGGCUUCACAGACAUUGAUCUGGACACCCUGGUGGCAGUGCUGGAGCGUGACACCUUGGGCAUCCGUGAGGUGAGGCUAUUCAAUGCUGUAGUGCGCUGGUCUGAAGCCGAGUGUCAACGGCAGCAGCUUCAGGUGACACCUGAGAACAAGAGGAAGGUGCUGGGCAAGGCCCUGGGUCUCAUCCGAUUCCCCCUGAUGACCAUUGAGGAGUUUGCCGCAGGCCCGGCACAGUCUGGCAUCCUGGUAGAUCGCGAGGUGGUCAGCCUCUUCCUGCACUUCACUGUCAACCCCAAGCCACGGGUGGAGUUCAUCGACAGGCCCCGGUGCUGCCUGCGGGGCAAGGAGUGCAGCAUCAACCGGUUCCAGCAGGUGGAGAGCCGCUGGGGCUACAGUGGCACCAGUGACAGAAUCAGGUUCUCUGUCAACAAGCGCAUCUUUGUGGUGGGCUUUGGGCUCUAUGGAUCCAUCCACGGACCCACUGAUUAUCAAGUCAACAUCCAGAUCAUCCACACAGACAGCAACACGGUCCUCGGCCAGAAUGACACUGGUUUCAGCUGCGACGGCUCAGCCAGUACCUUCCGCGUGAUGUUCAAGGAGCCCGUGGAAGUCCUGCCCAGUGUGAACUACACCGCCUGCGCCACACUCAAGGGCCCAGACUCUCACUAUGGCACUAAAGGCCUACGCAAGGUGACCCACGAGUCACCCACCACAGGGGCUAAGACCUGCUUCACCUUCUGUUAUGCGGCCGGGAACAACAACGGCACUUCCGUGGAGGACGGGCAGAUCCCUGAAGUCAUCUUCUACACCUAGGCCAUUUUCCACCCAGGUCUCCCCUUGGCCGUCUACGGGCUUCCCUCCCCACCACGUCCCUUGUCAUCACGGAAGGGGCUGCCUUGUGUCCACAGGGACAAGUGUGACUGCCUGUCCAAGGCACUGGGGAGGUGGUCGGGCCACGGGCUGGGCCCUGUCAAGACAAUCCCUCAGUCUUGGGGGCAGAGUGGGCUUGGCCCCGGAUGGACAGCUGUUGGGGUCAAGGGCGGUGGAUUGGGAGUCGGGGUUUCCCACUCUGGUUCCUGCAGCUCAGGGCAGCUGGCCAGCUCCGUGCCCAGGGCACCGCAACCAUUCGUCCGUUCUCUUUAACUGCACACUGCAAUGCAUUCAAGCCCACACUCAGCUGGAGCCUGUGCUUGGGCCUGCCCUCCAGCCGAUGGUUUGGGUUUCAUGUUCCUUCUGUUCUCCGCUGCUCCCUGGGGACCCCAGGGCCUGACCUGUGUGCACUGAGGCCACCUGAAGCUCUGGCCUCCUGGACAUGGGCAAGUGCAGGGCACUGGUCAGUUCUGAGCAGCCUCGGGUGGGGCUGCUGGGCCUUCCUGGAUGCUCUACCCAGGGUGGGUGACAUGUGGGCCACCGUUCCUGCUCCUCCCAGCAGUGACGUGCAAACCAUCACUGUCCAGCCUCUGUGGACCAGCUCCUCCCCAGUGUGGCCUAGAGGGCUGGAGUAGCAGGUUGAGCCCCAUCAAGACACACUAGGCCUCCAGCUGGCCUGCUGUGGCACCCAGGGUACAGAACAGCCCUGUGCAAACCAUAGAUAGCCCUGGCCCUCUACUAAGGCCACCAGGCACCCUGUCCAGUGAUGCCCUAGGAGGCAGUCCCCUAUCUGGGGUCCCGCUCCUUCAUGUCUCUGUACCUGUGACUUCCUACCCAGAUCCCGUGUCCUCCCCAAAGCCAUGGGAGGUGAACCCUCCACACUGUGUCCCCAAAUGAUUUUUUUUUUAAAUAAAGGAGAGAAACAUC